Aplosporella prunicola CBS 121167 is the source of this 1008-nucleotide messenger RNA. RefSeq lists its product as uncharacterized. NCBI's taxonomy places the organism in Eukaryota, Fungi, Ascomycota, Dothideomycetes, Botryosphaeriales, Aplosporellaceae. Gene Ontology annotation, cellular component: inositol phosphoceramide synthase complex; Golgi membrane. The transcript has 2 exons. Bases 1 to 1008 code for a protein of 335 amino acids. Gene Ontology annotation, molecular function: inositol phosphoceramide synthase regulator activity. Gene Ontology annotation, biological process: inositol phosphoceramide metabolic process. The record is from RefSeq and is a predicted model, not a curated record.
AUGGCUCGCUCUUCGCUCUUCGAGAUUCCUCGCCCUAAUUCCUUUCUCUACGCCAUGUCGCUGCGCACCGGCGUCGAGCUCAUCGUCCUGACCAUCCUCGUCAACAAAAUCACGGGCGUCUUCGGCAUCCUGGCCCUGUUCACGGGCUACCGCGUGUCGGCACUGCAGCUGUCCAUGUACGUGUACUCGAUCGGCGCGCUGUUGCUGACGGCGUACCUGGCGCGGUACAUACGGGCGGCGGACCCGCUGCGCUGCCUGGCACUGGCAUGGUUCUACGCGGUGGACACGGUCAUCAACGCCGCGUACACGGCGACGUUCGGCAUCGCAUGGUUCCUGGUGCUGGCGCAGCAGGACAAAGCCGCCGGCGGCAGCAUGAUGGACGACGCGUCGGGCUUCACGAACCCCAAGUACAACGUCAGCCACGUGGACGUGGUGGCGGAGCCAGCAUCGGGCCUGACGACGGGCCAGGAAGCGGUGGCAGCGGGCGCGUCGGCCUCGUCGUCGGGAGCAGAGUUCCCGGCCGCGGGCCUGGGCAGCGCCGUCUUCCAGAGCGGCAGCGUCGCCAGCAUCACCAUCAUCUCGUCACUGUGGGCCAUCCGCAUCUACUUCGUCAUCAUCAUGCUGGCGUACGCGCGCGUCGUGCUGCGCCAGCACAUUGCGCAGAGCUCGGCCGCAAACUACACGCUGCACACGGGCGCGGCGACGGACGCCCACGCCGAAAACCCCUUCGCUGCCGACCGCGAGCUCGGCGCGGGCUGGCCCGGCAAGCUGGGCCGCGUCAUGGUUGCCGUCGGCCGCUCGUACUGGCUUGGCUCCGACGACGACGGCGCCUGGAUGCGCGGCAUGGGCGGCAAGUUCCGCCGCGCCCACCAGAGCCCCCAGAUUAACCAGGUCCCGGGCGUGGCGGAGCGCGAGCGUCGCCGUAGGAGCGGGACUGGGCCGCCGGCGCCGACGGCUCCCCUGCCCAAGUUCGUGGGCACCCAGCAGCCUAUCACUGAGAACAAUUAA